This is a messenger RNA of Aspergillus brunneoviolaceus CBS 621.78, 375 nucleotides long. RefSeq lists its product as uncharacterized. The record is from RefSeq and is a predicted model, not a curated record. Bases 1 to 375 code for a protein of 124 amino acids. The transcript is spliced from 2 exons. NCBI's taxonomy places the organism in Eukaryota, Fungi, Ascomycota, Eurotiomycetes, Eurotiales, Aspergillaceae.
AUGUAUCAACGGCAGGGCUGUUCACAAGAUGACAGCUCUUCGACGGGCUCCGUCGAUCUCAAGGCGGUCAAGCCAGCCUCCCUUCCAGACUACCCGCAAGAAGGCGCUCUGGCGCUGGCGGAAGAGCGCGGAUGCAGGUGCUUCCUUAAGUCCGUGCUAAAAGGAGUCAGUCUUCCCACGCGGCUAGAGGCUCCCACGCGGCUAGAGACUAUCGAGAUCAUGUCGUAUCGGGACAUUCCAAGUUGGGAGAGACCGGUGUCUCUCAGAUUUCAUGGGUUGCCGCCAAUAUAUCAGAGUGCGGGGAUGGUCAGCAACUUUGGAGCCCAAGUCGCCUGGAAUGAACAGUCACAUGAGCUGAACACACUUGAGAAGUAA